This is a messenger RNA of Aureobasidium subglaciale EXF-2481, 528 nucleotides long. RefSeq lists its product as uncharacterized. The record is from RefSeq and is a predicted model, not a curated record. NCBI's taxonomy places the organism in Eukaryota, Fungi, Ascomycota, Dothideomycetes, Dothideales, Saccotheciaceae. Bases 1 to 528 code for a protein of 175 amino acids. The transcript has a single exon.
AUGCCUGUAUCAAUUCACACGCGUUCGAAAUCUCAGGAAUCUGCUCAGUUCGAAAUGAGCGACGUUUUCAACACGCCCAAUUCUAUGCUGCAGCAACAACCACGCGGCCCAAUUUCGGAGCCAGGUCCUAUGCCGAACCCUCGUCCUCAAGGUCAGAAUGGAACUCAUGUAAAUGGACAAUCAAAACCUCGCCCACCUGGCUCAGCAAUCCAUGACUUUGCAUACCCAAGCGGCCAUCCAGCUAUACAACAAGAUCCGAGCAAUAAUGCGAGAAGCGCCACCCAGUCGCCCGGUCUAUGGAAACCCGAGGAGACCAGAGAUAUGCUAGAACUGCAGAGGGACCCUGUGCACUCGGAGAACACACAGCAAGCUAUACAGGCACAGCAGACUUUGCAAGCGCAUACAUAUUUGCAGGAUCAAGGUGACGCUUUUGACGAGAGCAUGGCAGGUGAGACUCUGCUGCCUCGCACAUUUGGCGACGAUAAGAAGGAAGAAGGGGAUGAUGGUGCUGCUCGUGAUCAGCUGUGA